AUGAGCAAUAAACUUCACUAUUUUGUAGAAGAUAAUCAAGGCUCGAUUAACACAAAAAACGAUAUCGAAGCUAUGGACUACAUCACUGAAGAAGGACAUGAGUUUCAUUUGGAAAAAUCAACUGACUUGACAAUUUAUGAACUUAUUCAACCCACUCCUAUUGAGCUUGAUCCUGAAGAUGAGACUUCAGAAAAGCGAAUGGCGACUAGAUAUUGCCAAAAAAAAAGUCAAAAAGAUGAAGGCUGA
Molecule: messenger RNA, 246 nt
Organism: Zychaea mexicana
Lineage: Eukaryota; Fungi; Mucoromycota; Mucoromycetes; Mucorales; Lichtheimiaceae
Exons: 1
Coding region: 1-246 (81 amino acids)
Source: RefSeq, a predicted model, not a curated record